AUGGCCUUGAGCUCGGCACCAGAGAAGAGGGGCUGGUUCCUCGACAACCUCAAGGGUGAUGAGUCCCAGUCUUUCUCGCUGGCCCUGGAGAAGGUCCUGCAGGAGCGCGUCGUCACCAAGCUCCUGAACUUCUUCAUCGAGCAGCUCGACCUGAUCCUCACCUGCGACUCGCCGGCCGACAUCGAGGGUGCCUUCAACAUCAUCCUGGCCAUCGCCCACUUCGACAAGUCCACCACCGACACCCUGGCCGAGUCGAUCAUCCUCUUCGCCACCAAGACCACCUCCACCUCGCCGGCCAUCUUCAAGAUCCUGGCCAACCUGUUCAAUGCCCUCCCCACCGACAGCGUCCUCCGGUACAAGGUCUUCCGCGUGCUGCUCACCACGGCCAUCCAGCGCCACAACAUCCCGGAGGUCGUGGCCUUCGUUCCCCACCUGCCCAAGUGGUUCGCCGAGUGGAAGUCCUCCAACGCCGACAUCCGCUCCGUCUACAAGCAGCUGUCCGAUGCCCUGUUCGCGUCCGGUGACAUUGACCGCGCCCUCGACAUUCUGGCCCUCUACAUGAAGACCUUCUCCACCGAGGCGCCCCCCACCGGCGACGAGCGCUCGGAGCUCAUCUCCCUCCUCGUGCAGAUCAUCAACAACGAGGCUGUCUUCAAGAUCGACGUCAUCAUUGACCUGCCCGUUAUUGCCCUCCUCGCCGACGAGACCGCCGUCAAGGUCCUGAAGAUCUUCUUCAAGGGCGACUCCGCCGAGUUCAAGGCCUUCGUCGAGCAGAACAAGGCUGCCGUCGAGGCGUCCGGCAUCAACAUUUCUACCUUCACCGAGAAGAUCCGCCUGAUCGACCUUUCUACCCUGGCCCUCAAGAGCCUGCACACCCCCCUGAGCUACGAGGCCAUCGCCUCGCACAUCGGCUUCAGCGUCGACGACGUCGAGCACUGGAUCAUCGAGGCCGUCCGCAAGAACAUCAUCGUCGCCAAGAUCGACCAGAUCAGCCGCUCCAUCGUUGUCAGUGGAAGCCGCGUCCCUCUCUAG
Molecule: messenger RNA, 1032 nt
Organism: Fonticula alba
Lineage: Eukaryota; Rotosphaerida; Fonticulaceae
Exons: 8
Coding region: 1-1032 (343 amino acids)
Biological process (GO): cytoplasmic translational initiation
Cellular component (GO): eukaryotic translation initiation factor 3 complex
Source: RefSeq, a predicted model, not a curated record